AUGAGGUUCACAACAAUCAGUGCUCUGGCCUCCGUGGCCCCUUUGGCCAUGGCAGUCAAGACAGAAGGAACAUUUGCUGUUAUGCACUUUACCCGUAACCAGUUUUUAACUGAAGGUCCUAUGGACCCCGUAGUCAACCCCGGAGAGCAGGCAACCCAUUACCACAGCAUUAUGGGAGGAAGUAACUUUGGUCUCUCCACCAGAGGGGAUGACCUCUUGAGCUCAGACUGCACUACGGCUACCAUCAAGAACGAUAAGAGCAAUUACUGGGUUCCAAGUCUUUUCUUUCAGGACCCUAAGGACCCGACCAGCUUCGAAAAAGUCCCCCUGUACUACAUGAACGUCUACUACUUUUUCGAGGCUACUAACGGCACCAUUGAGCCGUUCCCCGUCGGCUUGAAGAUGUUGAGUGGUGAUGCUCAAACUAGGGACCCUCCUAAAUUCGGAGGUGGAAGAAACCUUGAUCCUACUCAAGGACCAAUCCAACCAGUUCAAUGGACUUGCCCUCGACAGAGCUACGACCCACCUUCAUAUCCCGUUGACUCGAACGGGACUAUGGCGGGUCUACAGGAUCCUGGUAAUCAGGGUGCGGGUGCGGGUUUCCCCUUCUACGACUGCGACGGCACCUACUCUCCUCUCCGACAGGAUAUCCACUUCCCUUCGUGUUACAAUCCCGAGGUUGGAAUUGAUGACUACAAGAACAACAUGGCAUGGCCGACCACAGUUGAUGGACUUGAAACGUGCCCGGCAGGAUGGGUUCACGUGCCUCAUCUGUUUUACGAAGUCUACUGGGAUACCCCCUCGUUCAAGGACAGGUGGACCCCUGAUGGAAAGACGCAACCUUUCGUUUUGUCUAACGGAGAUGCUACUGGUUAUUCUUCGCACGGUGAUUUCAUCUCUGGCUGGGAUACGGAUACGCUCGAGACCAUCAUCAACACUUGCAAUGCCGGUACUACCGGUAUGGAGAAGUGCCCUAACAUCCCAGGUGGCGUCAACGACAACAAGGACUGCUCAAUCGCGCCUGCUAUUGGUACCCUAGUAAAGGCUUCCCAAGUUUUGAACGCACUCCCUCUUAACUGCCCCGUUACCGGUUGGGGUAAGGGUGGUGUAUCUAGUGGUAGUGGCAGUGACUCGAGCUCAUCCGAGUCAUCGUCAUCACAAGCAGCCAGCUCGACCGUGAGUACCAUUCGGAUUCAUUUGUUCCCCUCUUUAGUAUACACAGGGAGCCUGUUCCUUUUCUACGGCCGUACUUUCUUACCAGAAUGAUCAAAUUUCUCGGAUGUUGGCCAAGUCUCUGAGACAUAGUUACUAACUCCAGAUCCCCU
Hypoxylon trugodes is the source of this 1325-nucleotide messenger RNA. RefSeq lists its product as uncharacterized. The transcript is spliced from 2 exons. The record is from RefSeq and is a predicted model, not a curated record. Lineage: Eukaryota; Fungi; Ascomycota; Sordariomycetes; Xylariales; Hypoxylaceae. Bases 1 to 1266 code for a protein of 421 amino acids.